Pseudopodoces humilis (Tibetan ground-tit) is the source of this 2042-nucleotide messenger RNA. Its product is annotated as C-type lectin domain family 4 member D-like. Lineage: Eukaryota; Metazoa; Chordata; Aves; Passeriformes; Paridae. The record is from RefSeq and is a predicted model, not a curated record.
AUCAGAGGAUGUCUUCUACAGGGAGCUCAGGCUUGUCCUCACCUGGAACAGUUCUGUGCCCUGAUCUUCUGAUGCUUAAGCUGAAAUGGCUGUGCUACUGCCAUGAGCUCUUCCACUCCUGUGACACUGCACCCAUGCAUUCCACUCCAAAGGGAGGAACCAGCUAAUGGAACAAGGCUGUGUUCCCAUUUAGUCUGUUCCACAUAUGUCUGCAGCUUUUGCAGCCACAACCAAGAGAGACUUCAUAAUCUGUCACAUACAAGGACUUUGGCACUGCCUAGUGAUCCUUCUGCCCCACAAUGCCCAGUCUUAUGGAACCCCUUUGCUCAAAGCCACAGCCUCCCUUCAAAUGGAAUUCAAUCAAAACAGUGUUGGCAAGUUCUCUGUUGUGCUCUGGAUUUCUGGGCUCAGGAUGCACAUGGGCACUGCACAGGGCAUGGGCAGGGCCCAGACUGAGUCAUAGAUAUGCUUUCCUGGUUUUUGGCAUUUUUCCUGGUGAUUCUUGGUCCUCCUUUCCAGGCUGUCCUCAGUGGGUUUAGCCCUUUCCUAAGAAAUGCCAAAUAUACCUGCCCGGGUAUGUAUUUUCACAUGCACACACACCGUCUCUGCACGCACCAGAGAUGGAAGGCCAUGUAUGACCUGUGAAACUGCCUGAGGCUGUGCAAAGGGAGACUGUGUGAGCUGCACUGAUGCUCCCCUUCAUUUGUUUUCCUUUGCCUCAAUGAGUUUGUGUUGCAAUGAACAUCUUGUGAAAUAUCCUGGCAGGGAAAUGAUGAAAAUUCCCCAGUCUCCAUGUGCUGUGGUGUACACCCAGGAUAUGGGGUUUUCAGCACAUCACAUCAGAGCCUGUGACAGGCCCUCACCAGUGUGGGAGGUGGCCUGUGCAGGAGGAAGGCUGUUUGUGACCACACUGGUAACGGGGACCCUUGGAGAAGAGUGAUCCUCUUGUAGAGAUGAUGGAUCACCAAAGCAGAGUCAGUCCUGGAACUGCAGCCCCAGCAGAAGAGAGAAGCUGCUCCUGGCUGAACAUCUGGGUCUUCCUUAUCUUUGCCCUUGCAAUCAAAGCUGCCUUUGUGACCAUCUGCCUUGUGGUUCCCUUCUGCCACAGCACUGACCAGCCCACAGCCCUGCAGCAGCAGUUCUCGGAGUGGAAGUGCGACUCAGCGGUGCCACAAGUCACAGCACGAGGCUGGACGUGCUGCCCAAAGGACUGGAGAAGGUUUCAAAGAAGCUGCUAUUUCCUGUCCCUUGACGUGAUGAACUGGGCUGAGAGUGAGCAGAACUGCACUGGGAUGGGCUCCCAGCUGGUGGUGAUCAACAGCAAGGAAGAGCAGGUUUUUCUCUCUGAGCAGAUAAGACAAUCUAAAGAACCGAAACCAGACAAUUUCUACAUUGGUCUGUUUGCAGAGAAGGUGGGCAAGUGGCAGUGGGUGGACAAGACUCCAUAUAAUGUGACAGCAGCGUUCUGGCGAAAAGGUGAACCAAGUGAAACCCUUGAUGAGAAUUGCGUUAUAAUCCAUAGGGAUACAGAACUACCCAACAACUGGAAUGACGUCAGAUGUUUGAAGUAUCAUCGAAUUUGUGAAGUUGCAGCAGUAACUGUGUGAUGGAAGUGCCCCUGUCCUGAGUAAAGCUGGGAGCUGAGCAGUGAGCUGGGAACAGCGCUGGCUGUGCGGGGAGGGGUGGGGAGCCCUGAUACAUCUUCACGGUGUGGGGUGGGACCAUGUGUGUGAAAGUGAAAUGAGCUUUGUCCAGCAUCCCCCGUGCAUGGGGUGGCUCAGGAAACACAGGAAGGCUCAGGCUCACUGAAGCUGGUGCUGUGUUCUUGUGUCCUCUCUGAGUGGGUCCAGCAGCCGCUGGCUGGAAAGAGAUGGACUUCUCCAGGAGGAAGACACAGGAAUGGAAGACACAUAUCCAGAGAUUCAAUGUCCUUUGUGUCCUUGAGCAGAGCUGUUUGCUUUUUGUUGAGUCACACACAGAAUGUCCUCUAGCUGUACUGGUUUUGCUGAGCAAAUUCUGAAAACUUAGACAAGAGAAAAUAC